Molecule: messenger RNA, 2144 nt
Organism: Siniperca chuatsi (mandarin fish)
Lineage: Eukaryota; Metazoa; Chordata; Actinopteri; Centrarchiformes; Sinipercidae
Product: cyclic GMP-AMP synthase
Exons: 9
Coding region: 132-1601 (489 amino acids)
Biological process (GO): negative regulation of double-strand break repair via homologous recombination; positive regulation of type I interferon production; activation of innate immune response
Cellular component (GO): nucleus; cytosol; site of double-strand break
Molecular function (GO): chromatin binding; 2',3'-cyclic GMP-AMP synthase activity; double-stranded DNA binding
Source: RefSeq, a predicted model, not a curated record
CAUGGAAAUUGAAAGUGAAAGUAGAGAUAGUGGACAGAGCUGGAAAGACGGAGAGAGACACAACGGCCACCAUCUCCGUUUGCAACAGAGGCUUCUCAAACCCAGUUAUUCAAGGCUGAGACGAGUGAGUUAUGGACGGACAGGACAGAAAUGGCAGUCUGACUGAAGCAACGCGGCAUAAAGACGACACCAGAGGAAAGUCGAGUCCUCCACGUCUCACGCCAGCAAGACAGAGGCAGAAAGUUCAGCAGCAACAAGCAGAGGAGGGAUCCAGAGGGGUCGAGGAGUCGGUCUCCCCAGAGCUGGCCAACUGGAUCAAACUCAACGCUAAAGACCUCAAGAUCCGGCAGACAGACCGCCGCUGGGCUGCAGAGGUGGUCAACGAUUUCCGAGAGAACCUGCUGAAAUUCCUGAGGAACGGUGAUCAGCCUUUCUUCCAGUCAGCUGACUUCCUCACCAGCGGCAGCUACUUUGAGAAAGUUAAGAUCCACAACCCCGAUGAGUUUGACAUGAUGCUGAAGCUUCAGGCUCCUUCACGUCUUAACAUGAAGGAGCUCGACGGCGGCCUCUUCUACCAGAUCGAUAUCGCCCGACCCACUCGGAGCCCCAUACAAGCCUUUCUUUUGGAGAAUAAGCUCACGCUCUCAUCAAGCAAGAUCCUGAGUGAGAUGUACCGCCUGGUCCGCAAGUUCCUCAAGACCUACCAAGUGCCCGAUAAAUGCUUUCACUGGGAGGUGAACAGGAAGCGUCCAAACUCGCCGGCUGUGACUUUAUCUCUCAUCUGUGCUGAUAACAGCAACGAGCUGAUCUCUGUGGACGUGGUUCCUGCUCUGGAGGUCCACUCCUCUCAGGGCUGGCCGCUCGCUCUCCGUAACGGUCCAGAUGUGGACAACUGGCUGGGAAAGAAAGUUCGCCAAGAAAUCAAAAGUUUACCCUGUUUCUUUGUCCCAAAGAGGCUCAAAGGACGAAACCUCAGCAAGGAAACCAAAGCAGAAAGUUGGAGGAUUUCUUUCUCCCACAUUGAGAAGAAAAUCAUCACGAGUCACGGCAACAAGAAAACCUGCUGCGAGAGCAACGCCACCAAAUGCUGCCGUAAGCAGUGCUUAAUGCUCCUCAAGUCUCUGAUUGAGGGCCUGAAACAACGUUUUCCCAAAGAGCUGGAUGACCUCUGCUCGUACCACGGGAAAACCGCCUUCUUCCACACCAUGUCCAUCAGGUUCAAUGACUCCAUGUGGGACCGUCAGCAGCUUCCUGCCUGCUUCCUGCACCUCCUCGGGGCUCUGGAGGACCACGCGCGCAGAGGCGUCCUUCCUCACUUCUUCGUCCCCAACUGCAACCUCUUCUCCCCGGCCGUCUUCCCCCGCAAAGCGCUGGCGUUCUUCAUCAACGCCUUGGAGGAGCAAAGGAAGGAGGGCCUGCCCCUGCUGAAACCUCCAGGUCCAGUCCCACCACUAAGGACUCCUUCAGCAGACACCUCCGCUGAGGGAUCUGUAGAUAACUCGCCCUUACUGACUGCAGUUUACUCUCUGGAUACUGCAUUUAUGACUAAACUGGCCCUACUGUUUGCUGUCGGUUUGGUUUGUGUCAUAUUUUGUAUGUAAGUGAUGGGAAAAGAGGGAAACAACGAAUACAUGAAAUAUAACAGACAAUUCCUCUUUUCAUGAAUUAUGUGAAUUAGGUGAAACCAGGUAAUAAAGAGCAUUAUCCCUUAUCGAUAUUCCUCAUUUACUUGAUUAAUAGUGACGCUGAAGGAGACAUAGAUGAUGAGAAGCAGAUGAGUUUGUAAUCAGUCUUUGUCAGAUAUCAUGUCCAUGGUGAUAAAUAAGGUUUCAACAGUGUGUAAUGUAAAAGGGAAAUAAUUAUUCUUAUGUUUGCCUUUAAUGCAGAUUGUGUCAAAUGUUUUGAUAUGAGCCAUUAUUCUGGUAGUUCUUGAACAGCUUUUCAAAAAGACAAAACCUUAGAAACCUAUUAGUGUUUUGUCACAUAUUUAGUUUCCUAAUUCUUUCAUUCCUUAUUUCAGAUCAGCAACAGCCUGAUAUCAUAAAUGUUUCUGCAUAUUUAAAAUCACCUCUUGUUUUAAUGUGAAGUGUUUUGGUAUUGUGACUUUUCUUGUAAAUUAAGCUUGAAUAAAGGUUUUAAAUGUA